This is a messenger RNA of Arachis ipaensis, 2181 nucleotides long. The record is from RefSeq and is a predicted model, not a curated record. Lineage: Eukaryota; Viridiplantae; Streptophyta; Magnoliopsida; Fabales; Fabaceae.
UAUUGAUCCACAAACUAUUAAAACCAUUUUAGACAAAGGGAAUCCCCAUUAUGUUUGUGGGUCUUGAGUGCUUGUUAAACCUUACCAAAAAAAGUCAAAGGUUAUUGAAAGGAAAUAUGCUGAUAGAAUUCAACACUCUAUGUGUUACUCACCUCACCACAUAGACAUGGAUUCUGAAAUGAACUCAAUUCCAAGAAGUUGUGCGAAUGCUAGAUCUCUUAGGAGACAACUGAUGGAAGAGCAAGAGCAGGCUUUAGAACUAGUAGAAAUGUAAAGGAGACGUUUGGUAGCGUUGCAAUUUGCCCAAAAUUUUCUGUCUACUUCACCCCAUUUUCGCUUCUCCACGAAUGGAACGAGAGUUUCAGAAGAACCCAAGUAAAACGGGACUGGAGUCUGGAGACCUUUCAUUAGUAUGGGGGGUGUUGGAAACAGAGGACUAUUUCCGCAGAGUUAGCAAACUCCCUCAAACUUAGACAACAGCGAAAGUGCGAAACACUAAAAUGUUGUCAUCCUCAACCUCAAGGAUCACUUUCAUUUCUAGGUAUUCUCUUCUCCAAAUCCCUAAUUUUGUUUCCUUCCCGUCCUCUUCAUCCCUUCACUCUCAUUCUGAGCCCCCAUGCCUUCGUGAAGUUGAUGAAGCUGUUGAUUCCUUCACUCGCAUGCUCUCUAUGCGUCGCCCUCCAUCCAUCAUUCAAUUCACCAAGAUUUUGGGAUCUCUUGCCAAGACCAACCAUUUCUCCACCGCCAUUUCCCUUUUUCAGCAAUUGCAAGCCAGGGGAAUCGCUCCCGACUUAUUUACUUUGAGCAUCGUAAUUAAUUGUUGUUGCGGCAUGGGUCGUAUGACGCUUGCUUUCUCUGUAUUGGCCAAGAUUUUCAGAAUGGAUUAUCAACCUGAUACGGUAACAUUGAAUACACUCGUUAAAGGCCUCUUUCUCUGUGGUAGUGUUGAAAAAGCAGUGAGCUUUCAUGAUAGAGUGCUGGCUCAUGGAUUUCAGUUUAAUCAAGUCACUUAUGGGACCUUGAUCAAUGGGCUGUGUAAGACCGGACACACGUCAGCUGCUAUUCAAGUGUUGAGAAAGAUCCCACGGUAUGGCAUUGCUCCUAAUGUCUUCAUGUACAACGCAAUUAUUGAUAGCCUCUGCAAGGAUACACUUGUAAGUCAGGCUUUUCAAUUAUUUUCUGAAAUGCUUGCUAAGGGAAUUUCUCCUAAUGUUAUCACAUACAGUUCUCUCAUUUUUGGAUUGUGUCUUAUGGGUCAAUAUAAGGAAGCCAUUGAUUUGUUAAGUGAUAUGGUGCUUAGAAACAUUACUCCUAAUGUUUAUACCUAUAAUACUUUGGUUGAUGGGCUAUGCAAGGAAGGAAAGAUCAAAGAUGCUAAGAGUGUAUUGGCUGUAAUGGCAAAACAUGGUGUGAAACUAGAUGUGGUUACUUAUAACAGCUUAAUGGAUGGAUAUUGUUUGGUUAAUCAGGUAAAUAGGGCAAAAUAUAUAUUCAACACAAUGGCCCAAAUUAGAGUGUUGCCCAAUGUUCGAAGUUACAGUAUCAUGAUUAAUGGCUUCUGCAAAAGUAAAAUGGUCGAUGAAGCCUUGAAUCUCUUUGAAGAAAUGCAUCGCAAGAACUUGGUUCCAGGCACGGUAACUUACAGCACUCUUAUUGAUGGCUUGAGCAAAUCAAAGAGAAUCUCCCGUGCUUUGGAGCUUCUUAUCGAGAUGCAUCAUAGAGGUCAACCCGCUAAUGUAGUCACUUACAGUUCAUUGUUGGAUGGGAUGUUCAAAAACCAACAACCUAACGAGGCAUUUAUGUUAUUCAAUCAAAUGAAAGAGUGUGCCAUUGAUACAGAUAUAUUCACUUACAAUAUACUUAUAGAUGGCCUAUGCAAAGGUGGAAGACUUAUAGAUGCAAAAGAGAUUUUUCAAGAUCUUUCCGUUAAAGGCUAUCCUCCAAAUGUGAGGACAUACAAUAUUAUGAUCAAUGGGCUCUGCAAAGAGGGCUUGUUUGAAGAAGCAUUGGCACUCUUGUCAAAAAUGGAAGGCAAUGGUUGCUUACCAGAUGCUGUGACUUUUGAAACUAUUAUUCGUGCUUUGUUUGAAAAAGAUGAGAAUGACAUGGCGGAGAAACUUCUUCGGGAAAUGGUUGCUAGAGGCUUAUUGAAUUGAUAAAAGAAAGUAAGAUACAAUUAGU